AUGACCGACUACAUCAAGCUUGUGGGCUCAUUCCCAAAUUGGGCGAAGGAAUUGAGGGAGACGAAAUCUAGCAAGCUGCAGCGACCACAAGCAGUGUCACUUCUGCCUGUAUCCCAUGGUGCGAUAAGCGAUUUCUCAUGGCUUGCUCAGAGAGGAGCUUCGGAGUUGCUCGGGUGCCCCCCUCCUCUGUACAUGAUGAGUGGUUUGAGAAGAUCAAUAGAGGGCAUACAUGAUUAUUGGCAUGGGAAGAUGUACACUUUACUCUCACAGCCUCAGGGGAUGGCACAAUGUAUACAGGAUGAAUUGGAAUUCAAUAUCUCAAAUAUACCAAUCCUUCCUGAUGGAAACCAUACACCUUUAGACGAUGAUACGAAAUAUACCAAUGCCGUCCUUCGUGUAUUGAUCACCAAUUUCAACUGUUACGUUUAUGCAGUAGAAAUGAAAGAUGCAAUGGAUCGAAUACAGGCUUUAGAUCUUGAAAUUAGACAAUCAGGUGGAAGGGAAGUAGGAAGAGAGAUUGAGUGGAUAAGACAAUUAGCUGGAUUAUUGGUUGAAGAAAGUAAAUUGUCUUUGAGGUUAUUUUGGGCUUCUGGACCAGGAAAAGAACUGGUUAAAAUGAGCUUGGAUAAACCGGUACAUGAAUCUGCCAAUAUCACUAAAGAUAUUCGUUUUCUUUUGAAUAAGCCUUUGGAUCAAGUGGAAGUGGAAAAUGCUUUCGAUGCUGCUUUUGCUGGAUUUUGUUUGAAUCCAGAUGAAAGAGGCAUCAAAUAUGGAGAUUCAGAGUUCACGCAGAUGCUGGCCAUGGAACAAGCUGCUUCGCUCGAGGACGAGAAUCUGUAUAAGAAAUAUUCCUAUGCCAUACAGAUGGCUACAGGUGAAUAUGGAUUAGCACUCGAGCUCCAAUCGGAACUACCUCCAAUUACUUCACCUUCAGUUGAACCUCACCAACCCAAAACGUUCUUAGUCCGUCUAAAUAUCUCACAAUCAGCAUCUGCUCAAAUCUGCACUGCAUUACCGUUCGUUACAGCGAUGUGCAAUCGACAAUAUGCAAUUGACAAUUCCAUCCAAUUAUGGGAAACACACAAAGAGAUUCAAGGUAUUUUCGCUAGAGAUUUGAAAUUACCAGAAGAUGUGAUUGGGAAAUUAUUUCCUUGUAUGUCUGAACCUCAAGAUUUGGCAAGAUGGAUACCUGAGAAUGAAAAUGGUGAACCCUUGGAUAAAGGGAAAGGGAAAUCAGUUGAAAAGGGAAACAGGGAUAAGUUUGUCGUAAACAGGAAAGAAUAUAGGAUUUGGAAAAAGAUGUUUGAAGGUGAUGAUGAGAUAGUCACAACAAAGGAGAUCAGAGAUCUGUAUCGUUCUAUUGGUUUCACUGUCGAAAAUCUAGGAGGGUCUUACAAUCGGUUUGCCCCACCCAACAAUGCAGGAACACCAUUCAUCAUUCGUAUACCUGUUUACGACACUUAUCAUGGCGAAGGACCAUAUCCCAUAACCUUGGAUCCUAUAGGAUUUAAUAUGAAAUUCACUUAUGGAUGGGAUCUCGAUUGGUUCACUGUCAAUCAAGAGGAAGGCGAGAUCGACGAAGACGACGACGAAGAUAUGGAAGAAGAAGAAGAUGGGUGUAGAAAAGGGAAGUAUAUCUUCGAUUUGACUUCGAGAGAUCUUUUGAUACGUGAACCCGGUUCGCGUUCUCACUGUCAUUGA
Kwoniella shivajii is the source of this 1701-nucleotide messenger RNA. RefSeq lists its product as uncharacterized. The record is from RefSeq and is a predicted model, not a curated record. Lineage: Eukaryota; Fungi; Basidiomycota; Tremellomycetes; Tremellales; Cryptococcaceae. Bases 1 to 1701 code for a protein of 566 amino acids. The transcript has 10 exons.